Mauremys mutica (yellowpond turtle) is the source of this 3068-nucleotide messenger RNA. RefSeq names its product osteocrin (gene OSTN). Gene Ontology annotation, biological process: hormone-mediated signaling pathway. The coding region runs from base 29 to 448 and encodes 139 amino acids. The record is from RefSeq and is a predicted model, not a curated record. Gene Ontology annotation, molecular function: signaling receptor binding. NCBI's taxonomy places the organism in Eukaryota, Metazoa, Chordata, Testudines, Geoemydidae. The transcript has 5 exons.
GAAGGAUUGGCCCUCUGCGGGAUAUAAGAUGCUGCAGGUUCGGUUUGGGGUGGUGCACUCUGUCCUGGCGCUUACUCUGCUGCGGUGGCACACCGGCACUGCUGCCCUCGCUGAGGCAGCUCCACAGCCCUUUGACUCUUCCAUAGUAUUAGGCAUGGAAGCACAUUCUGCAUCCAGCGAAGAGAAGUCCGCCACUGACCUGGCAGCUAAGCUGCUGCUUCUUGAUGAGCUAGUGUCUCUGGAAAAUGACGUGAUUGAGACCAAGAAGAAAAGAAGUUUCCCAGGGUUUGGGUCUCCUCUCGAUAGACUUUCUGCUAGUUCGGUAGAUCUGAAAGGCAAGCAGAGGAAGGUGGUGGAGUUGCCCAAGCGACGAUUUGGAAUUCCUCUAGACCGAAUCGGAACGAACCGUCUCGCCAGCACCAGAGGUGCAUCUAUGCUGGAUGAUUGAUGCUGUAUUGGGAAUGUCACAGAGAUAUGGAAGAUGCUUCAGAGAGUGUCUUGUCAUUGAUUAAUGAUUCAACAUUUAAGGAAUUGACCUGCUGCAAAAUCUAUUUCACAUUGUAUUUUACAAACAGUAACAGAUUCAAUCCAUCAGAUCAGAACAUUCUCACAGCGACGUUUUGGUCUGACAAUAAAAGGGAACAGAAAAUGAGUGUAUAUAAUUUCACUGCAUGACCAUUUUUUUUUAACUCAUAAAAGUUUCUUAUCCUAGCAAGGACUAUUAGAAUCUUUGAAGAAAAAUAAAACUUUUAGAGAUGCCAACAGCACUCCAGGAAGGCAGAAUUGCUUUGUAAAUUUCACUCAAGAGGGUUGGUUAUUUGUUUCAUGUGGCUAAAAGAAAGAUUUACUGGUUAAGGGGACAAAUCCAGCUUUUAUUCAGUCCUUAUUCAGGCAAAACUUUUACUGAUGUCAGCAGGAGUUUACUGAAUAAAGCCUGUGUAAAUACCUUAGGAUUUAGCCUGAUACUUGUAACAAUCUUUCCCUUACCUCUCUUGUAUCUAUGUCAUGAAUCUUUUCAUCUGACAGACACUGAAACUUGGUGAGGCUGUUACUUCCAUUACACCUCAGAGCUGAUUAGUUCCUUUCACUCCUUCUUGUACAUACGUGGGAUGAACUGGAGGUGCCCUCCAAGUAGGAGGUGACAUGGCCACUGAGCCAUCUUCAUACAGCACCUGGCUUUAGCUCCCUGAAGUGUUUAGGACAAGGAGAUUUCACCCCCUCUUCCUUCUCUCACCCUGCAAAACAUGACCGGGGUCAGAGAUGUGGCUCAAUUCCAGUGUUUGGAUUUGCAUCCAGAUCUGAUUUUUCCUGAAGCUGGGGGUGUUCAGUGCUGGAAUUUGGGUCCAGCCCAUUACAAAGAAAGGGGAGUCAGCUGGAUAGCUCAGAUCAGGAUCCAAACUCCAAGGGUGAUUUGUACCAAUCUGUCAUCAGGAAUAAUCAUAUAGUGUCAUCCAGGAAAGGAACUAUGUCAGCAUGGGACCAUAGGAGGCUGGGCCAUACCAGGCUCUUUCUUUUAAGUGUGACUGAAGCAAGGCAGCAAGCAGCAAUGUGCCACAAAACCCAGUUUUAGGCAGGUGGGCUGUGGCCUAUGUGGAGUAGUGAAUUAAGCAUCCACCUUCUGAUCUCAUGUACUACGCAGAGGAGGGAGACUGGCCACCAGUGGAAAGUUGGCUGAGUAGGGAGGAAUCCGGACAACUCCCCAAGAGGAACUAAUGUUUCCUGACAGUUCCUACCCUCCCUCCCCCUCCGCUCCCCGUGACUGGAACUGAAGCUGGUUGAAAACAAGGAAUUUUCACAGAAAUCUUUAUUUUUGUCAACAUUUCUAGUUUAGAAAACUUCUCGAUUCUUACAAAGCUGUGGCCUCAUAGGAUUUCAUAGCUGUAGCUUGUCACAAAUCUGUACUCCAAGGCACUUUGGCCUUCACAGCCACAUAGCUCUGCUGUUUGUUGUAUCUGCCUUUGAAUGGACUGUGGGAUGGCACACACCAAUUUUCUCUGUCAGAUAGGAAAAGAUGGGUUUGGUUGUCAGUUCUCUGCCUUUUUUUAAAUAUAUAUAUAUAUAUAUAUAGCUAUUAUCUUUUAACCACUGAUUUUGUAGCAUAGUCGCAAAUGAUCACAGCCCCAGACUGAAAUCUGCAAUGUUACAGAAAGAAAGAAGGGCUGUGCCUGAGACAUGACGAGUCGCCUCAUUCAUUUACUCCCGUUUUUCUGGGGUCUGCUGAAAUUUGUGUUGAAUUCUGCUUAUUUCUUUAAACAUGCAGUCUGAGGGGGACUCUCUCCCGGUUACACACCUGGGGAGGCUCAGACUGGAGAAAUCCAGAACUAAUGCAUUAUGUUAUAUAAAGGUAAUAAUUGGAGAUAUACCAAUCUCCUAGAACUGGAAAGGACCUUGAAAGGUCAUUGAGUCCAGCCCCCUGCCUUCACUAGCAGGACCAAUUUUUGCCCCAGAUCCCUAAGUGGCCUUCUCAAGGAUUGAAUUUACAACCCUGGGUUUAGUAGGCCAAUGCUCAAACCACUGAGCCAUCCCCCCUAAUAUUUUGUUGGGAUGCUAAAACUACAUUACAAUAAAAUGUACUGCGUAACUAUUGGUCAGCGUUAGCCCUUUUCUCUGUUCUAACCACAGAUAAAUAUUGCAGUCUACAGGCAUGUACAGAAAUAUCUCCUUCAGGACUCCUGGGUUCUCUUCCAAACUGCCACUGGAUUGCUUGUUUUACUGUGGCCAAAUCAUGUAGCCUCUCUUUUCUCAGUUCAUCCACCAAUGCCUAACUUGAAAGGGUGUUCUGAGGCUUAAAUUUGUUUGCAAAGCACUUUUUUAAUCAAUGGAUGAAAAGUCCUAUUUAAAUACGAAGCAUUAGGAGGCCUGUGAAAGCUCUGUGUUAAAACUGGAUAGAAAAGAGUAAGCCUGGGCACCACUGCGGUUCUCACAGUCGAAUCACGCUGGCCAAGGUUUUUGUACAUAGCAUGGAGGUUAGCAAACAUGAGGUGAUGAUACUGUGACAUGUACUGUGUAGCAACUUUACCUGUUUUCCUCUGUUCACAAAACCAUUCGGAUGGGGUGUCUGCUAAUAA